Messenger RNA from Rhizophagus irregularis DAOM 181602=DAOM 197198, 839 nucleotides. The record is from RefSeq and is a predicted model, not a curated record. Lineage: Eukaryota; Fungi; Glomeromycota; Glomeromycetes; Glomerales; Glomeraceae.
UAUAUUAGAGAAAAUUACUUGAAGAACAUAUCAAGGAGAAAGAAAUGAUUAAAAAAUAACGUUAAUCAAAGUGCAAGAGACGGGAGUUGUGUAAAAUGAUGGGUUUGAAAUUAGGUAUGAUUGAUUUCAGUGCUAGCAGUGUAAAUAAAGAUAGACAAACGCAAGUUUUGUUCAAAGAAAUACAAAAAGCUAAUGCUGAGAAGGUGGUCACAGAGAAAGUUUCUAAGUCUUCAAUGGUAAUAGAGGGUGUAGAUGAGGAAGAAGUAGUAGAUGUGGUGAAUAGGUAUAGAAAGGGUGCGUUGCAGACUCGUUAUCUAGAAAAAGGUUCGGUUACGAACGGUCACGUGACUACGGAUGAAGUGCUCAAUGUGACCAAGGAUAUCAGGAAGAAGGAAAAAGUUGGAGAAGUACCAGUUUCCGAAGAGGAUUUGGAGCUGUACAAUAAGGUGAAUCAGGCUUGUUCAUCGUGUUUACCUGGGAUUAAAAAGGAAGAGAUUUCAGGAGAAGAAAUAAUUGGUCAUAAGCGAUGUAGCAAGGAGGAAUUGAGUAGGGGGAUGGUUAGAAGUGAUGAGACUGAUAGGGAGAGUGGAUCAGAAAAAACUGCUGUAACAGUGGUGAAAAAAGAAAAAUCUGCUCAAGGAGGGAAAGAACAACUGGAUGAGACAACUGAAUCUGUUGCUCAAGCCACUAAAGUUUACGUAUUAAUUAGUGAGGAAAGGCCUAAACCGGUCUAUGGGCAAAAUGAGGUGUGUCAGGAACUGCAAAAUGAUCGACAGUGUAACAUUAACGAUUUAUAUCCACUGGAAAACUCAAAUUUAGAGAUAUUUACCUAUAGAUAA